Messenger RNA from Dromaius novaehollandiae (emu), 9192 nucleotides. It is a transcript of the gene CBX6, whose product is annotated as chromobox 6. Gene Ontology annotation, molecular function: chromatin binding. Bases 81 to 1295 code for a protein of 404 amino acids. The transcript has 5 exons. NCBI's taxonomy places the organism in Eukaryota, Metazoa, Chordata, Aves, Casuariiformes, Dromaiidae. Gene Ontology annotation, cellular component: chromatin; PRC1 complex. The record is from RefSeq and is a predicted model, not a curated record. Gene Ontology annotation, biological process: negative regulation of transcription by RNA polymerase II.
CGGGGCGGAGCGGAGCGGGCGGGCGGGAUUAUUAUGGGCUGUGGGCGCCGCCGCUGCUGCUGCCGCCGCCGCCGAGCAAGAUGGAGCUGUCUGCAGUGGGGGAGCGCGUCUUCGCCGCUGAGUCCAUCAUCAAGCGGCGCAUCCGAAAGGGGCGCAUCGAGUACCUGGUGAAAUGGAAGGGCUGGGCCAUCAAGUACAGCACCUGGGAGCCCGAAGAGAACAUCCUCGACUCGCGGCUCAUCGCGGCCUUCGAGCAGAAGGAACGAGAACGUGAGCUGUAUGGGCCCAAGAAGAGAGGACCUAAGCCCAAAACUUUUCUCCUGAAGGCUCGGGCCCAAGCGGAGGCCCUCCACAUUGGGGAUGUACACUUUUCUGUCAAGCCUGGCUCCAGCACUUCAUCUCCCAAGCUCCACUCCAGCGCCGCGGUGCACCGGCUCAAGAAAGAUAUCCGGCGAUGUCACCGCAUGUCUCGGCGCCCUCUGCCCCGUCCAGACCCCCAGAAUGGUGGGAGUGUGGGUGGGGGGGCCGGCAUCCGUCCUCCUGUCUCACCCUUCUCUGAGACCGUCCGUAUCAUCAACCGCAAGGUGAAGCCCCGUGAGCCCAAGCGCAGCCGCAUCAUCCUCAACCUCAAAGUCAUUGACAAAGGUGGAAAGCCUGCCAAUGGGGCUGGAGGCCUGGCUCGGCCCAAGAUUCCUUCCCGAAACCGUGUCAUUGGCAAGAGCAAAAAGUUCAGUGAGAGUGUCCUCCGCAACCAGAUCCGCCACAUGAAGUUUGGCGCCUUUUCACUCUACAAUAAGCCGUCUGCUGCACCUGCCCCCUCUCUGGAGGGCAAAGGGGAAGCCGAAGGUUCCCAAGCGGCCUCCUGUGGGCUCAUUAUGGGCUCCACCGCUUACGAUGCCCCCAGCUCCAGCUCCUCUGGCUGCCCCUCACCUGCCCCCCACUCCUCAUCCGACCCAGAUGAUUCCCCUCCGAAGCUGCUUCCUGAGACCCUCAGUCCAGCCAUCCCUGACUGGCGUGAGUCGGAGGUCCUCGACCUCUCAAUCCCGCCUGAGUCAGCUGCCACCAGCAAGCGUUCCCCUCAAGGAGGGUGUGGUGGGGGGCAGACACCCUCCUUGUCCCUUUCCUCUUCCGACCCAGAGCAGGAGACCGGCGACUGGCGUCCCGAGAUGUCCCCUUGCUCUAAUGUGGUGGUCACAGAUGUCACCAGCAACCUCCUCACGGUCACCAUCAAGGAGUUCUGCAAUGCGGAGGAUUUUGAGAAAGUGGCAGCAGGUGGCGGAGGAAGCAGCAAGUGAGCAGCCAGGUCCCUCUGCUCUGGGGGUGUGGGGGGAGCUGUACCUGUGAGAAGUCGUGGUGUGAAUGGCUGUCCUUAGUUCUCUCCUCCUCCCCUUUGCUGUCCCUCUGCCCUCACCGCCACCCUUCCUCCUCCUUUCUUCCUGCCCACGGCUGUGGUAUUGCAGUGGGGGGAGCAGGGGCAUCCAGUAUUCCUGGGUGUCACUGCUGCUGGGGGAGGGCAGGGAGGUCGUCGUGGGGCUGGGGAGUGGUUGUUUGUCCUUGAAUGUGAUGUUGUCCAACUGGCCGUGGAGCCUUUGGGGAUGAGGGGUCAGUGAAUGUGUGUGUGUGGUGGGGGAGGGUGGGGAAGGUGCUUUUCCCCUCCUUCCCCUUCCAUCUUUGACUAAAAAUGAAGAGGAGCUCCAGACCCUUGAGAGGGGGAUGUAAGAGCCCUCGCCCACUCCCCCCAAGUCUUUUCCAACAACGUGCAUGCAGUCUCUUCCGUUCCUCUUGUUUUUCCUGCUGCCAUGUCUCCAAUCCUCCCAUCUUCCCCUUCUUGGCUUGCGGCCUGGAUCUGCCAACUCAUAUGCUGCAGUCAUGGCAAUGGCUGAUCCAGAGGCCCCCAGAGCCAUGGGGAGAGGGGCAGGUGACGUGUCAUGCCUGGAAAGUGCUUAUGACAAAGCUGGGGUGGUUGGGGGGUGCCCCAUGCAGCAUAUGCCCCACACCGGCUUCCCUUUUAGCUAUUGGUGCUACCUUGGCAGUUGUAUGGGCGCUUUCAUGUGGCCUGGUCCCUCCUCUUUGCAUCUUCCAGCUUGAUCAGCUUUGCAGGGGGAAGGGAGGAAAAGGGGAGCCUGCUUCUGGCCCAGAUGUUCCUUCUCAUGUUCGUUACUUGCACUUGCCUGGAGGAGAGGGCAUAAAAUGCCCUUCCCCAGCUUUUCCAUGGUGGAAGUGGGAGUUGGCUGCGCAUCCAUCCUUCAAUUUGGAAGAAGAAAAGCUGAUGGCGUGAUGCUGCCCCAGCCAGGUGAGGCUGAUCUGCAUUGUGUGUAAGCUUCCCUUGAACCUUUUUGCUUCCCCCCUGCUUCGCUUCUUCGGAGGGAGGGAUGGAUGCUAACGCAGGUCCUCCAUUCUUGCUUCUUUUCAUCUCUCUCCUGUUCUUUCACUUUUGUGGAUGGCCUGGAAGAGGGUUCCCCUUUGCCUUUUCAGGAUCUGAAAUGGCCCUUACAACUGUCAAUCAAAGGUGCUAAUAAGAAAUAAUUGUCUCUCACGCAUCAUAUGCAUGUAUGUUGAUUUUCCCCCCCUCCCCCAAAUUCCUGUGAGUUGGUCCAGAAAUCUUCACCCCAUGCAAGUGGGAGAAAGCAAGACCAUAGCUUGCCAUUCUUUACCCACAUCUCCUUCUUGCCCUGGCCACCCUUGCUUGGACAUGCUGUUCAUGUCCCAGAUAAGUUCUCUCCUUCACCUGCCCUUUUUGACUUGCUUGAUUUCCAUCAGUCCUAAGCUUCAUGGUGUAAUGCCAUUCCUUUACUCUCCCCUCUUGCCCUACUUGCCCGUGCCUGAACCUGUAGGUGCAAAGAAAAGAGGUGCUGAAGUAUCAGUCUGUGGAAGAGUCUCACCCUCUCAGCCCUGUCCCUAUUACCCUGGGAUGGGUCAGAGGGGUGCUACUUCCACAUACAUGCUGCAGAGGUGAAAAGGGUGGAAAAAAUUCCCUGCAUCAGGGCUCAUCUAUGUGCAAAUUUGCCCUGGACAGGCAAACACAAGUGGAAUUCACCCCUUUGGUGCUUGUGCAUGAGGACACUCGGGAGCUGGAAGCUAUCGGCUGUGAGGAGCGUUCUCAUGUGAAGUAGUGAUUUUGUGGUUGUAAUGGUCUGAGGGUAGAAGUGAGGCAGUUUGUGGGAGAGAGGUAAUAUUUGUGCAAGUGGCAUAGUUGGUGUGGCAGAGGGAGAGACCGUCUUCUGACCUUAAUUAGGGCUUCUGUGCCCAGAGCUUGUCUUUUCCCCUCCUCCAACUCAUCAGUUGGCGUAAUAAAAUCUCUGCUGCUCUCCCCACGAACAUUGCCUCACAGAGAGUAGAGUUCAAAACUGCAAAGCAUGGUGAAUUCAAACCAGUUGUGGUUCAGUGCUUGUGUAGACAGUCUGAGGGGGGAUUCCAGGUGCUGUUAGUCCCACCCUUUGCAUACCUUCCCGCUCCCCACCCCUUGUUUAAAAAGUUUAGUGGACUUUAUGGGGAAGCUGUUACAUUUAUAACUGAGGCUGGGGGUGGGGAGAAAGAGACUUCCCCAGUUCGUUCACCAAGCUAAGGCUUCCUGUAAGUUGUUGGACUUGUGUGCGUGUCUGUAUUAAUACUUGCCUGUAUUUUUUGUGUCUUCAUUUCUGCAUCUUUCCUGUGCCUGGCCCACCCAGGGAUCCCUUAUUUUAACAUAGCUUAUCCUUAUGACUGCAGCUUCAAAGAUGAGCAGGUUGUAGAUACAGGGAAAAGCUCUCUCUUAGGGAAAUAGCAAGAAGAUUCUUUUUGUUUGUUUUUUUUUCUUUUUCCCUUCUAAACAAAUAACUGUAUUCUGAGGCUGCAAGAUAAGAGGAACUUUUUUGUGGGGUGGAUGCAUACUGGCCAGUCACUUUUCUUGGUUGUUAAGUUACUGUUUGGUGUGUAUGUGGUGAUGUGUUUUGUUUUGUGGUGAUGAGAUUCUGAAAAAAAUUGAAGAGUUUAAGUAGGAGAUAAAAGGGAACUUUAAUAGGAAACUCUUGAUGUAUUUUGGCCAAGAUGUGUUCACUUGGCAGAAUUCUUUUCCCCAGUGUCUCUUGUAUGGUGUUCUUUGGGGGUGGGGGGCUGGAAUUGUUUAAUGAAGGGUUUUUGCCUUUCUCCAGAGUGACAAAUAAGGGGAUUGUCUGUGAAGAGCAAAACGGUGGGUCGUUGUAGGGAUACUCCGUGAGGACCUUCUUCCUGAGGUGAGGAAAUAAGGGUAUUUGUUGUGGCAAAGGAACUCGUGCAGCAGAUCCUCUUUGUGGAGGAAGAAAGGAGUAUGAUCCGGAUUGCAGACACAGCUGAGCUGCUUGUGUGACAAAUCUCUUUUUGGAUGAGUCACCAGGUGGGAAUCAACCCUGAACCUCUGGAUCUGAAAUCAAGAUCCUGUGCUGUUAUGAGUUAGGGAUCUGUUAACUUGAAUGCAGCAACAGUCUCAAGUGGACAGGCCACUUGGGGCUGACUAACCUACCUUCGUAUUCACGUGGGUUACACUCCUCCUAAAUUUUUAUCCCUGCUCUUUAAUGGAGAUGGGAAGAAAGAUCUAUCCAUGCCCUUAAAAAAGGUGUGGGGUUGGCAGAGGAGUUUAUUUGAAAGUAUCCCCUUCCUUUCCCCAUAACUCCUAGAAAAACAAAAACAGGGAAAUAUUCUCUGUGUCUGUGCCAUGUUUGUUCUCUUGUUGUUGUGUUUUUAGAGGAGAUUUUAUGAUGGAGUGGAAAAAGUGAAAUGAUUAGUUUUGCAUAAAAAAGAAAAGUUUAAAAAAAAUUUCUACAGGGAGAAAGCGAGAGAGAGAGUUUAAAAAUGAAUAAUAAAUGCAGUGAUUGCACAAACUGUAGUGGUAUUAGAUGGUCCUUAGAAAAAAGAGUAUUUUGUAGUAUUGAAGCAUGUAUGUCUGGGAUGGUGUUUGGCUAGCUUGAACUGGAGAGAAAGGCAUUUUGGGACUAAGCAGCGAUCUCUGAGCUGAAAAGGCAAGUUGCAUGUUGGAGGAACCCUGUCUACAAACCGUUCCCGUCCUUGUCUCCCAAGUAUUGGAGUGAGUUUCCUUCCCUCCCAUACCUCUCCUGUGAGCUAAGGUGGAGUCUUCAAAUUGUUUUCCAGCCAAGUGGCCCUCAGAAAUGGUUGAUCUUGUUCUGCCAGAAUCAGGCCAGCAACAUGGAAACAGUUGACUUUGCAUGCACAGCAAACUGCUAAGAUUUGGGGUUGGCAUGUACCUUUCUUGCCAAAUUGCUGUCUUUUCUAUUUUUCCUCCCCCAUAUCCAAGCAGGAUUAAGCCUGGUGGGCUUACCUCCUUGGAAACAGAUAUGCCUCCCCUCCUUAGGGUCUCUUAGCUUCUCACAGUGUCAGUUCUGGGUGGAGAAUGGCAUUUUUCAUAUAGGAUUCACCACAUCAGGACAAAGGACUGAGUCCCGUCUGCACAGAGUCAAGUGUCCCACCUCUGACAGUAGCCAAAUCUUCAGGGGAAGAUAAGAGAGCUGAGAAGCUUCUGUUGAGUGAGGCAUACCCUCUCCUUGAGACUGCCAGAGAACCAGCAAAUGCUGGAGGAGUUGAGGUGGAGAGACAAGGGCCCUGAUGGGAUUUCACUUGAGCAGGAUUGCAUUCUUCUGCCCUAGCUUUAUGGGGGGUGGGGAGGAAGAGUUGUCCUAACAUUUCUUCAAAGUGAGGAGGCAGCUUUUGCGUGCUGACUUCCCCAUCCAAGAUGUCUCUGUCAUGUGUUCAUCUGGUGUGUGGGAGUGACUGCAGGGAAGAGGGAAGCAACCAGAUGUUGGCGUCUGAACAGAACAGAAGGUGGCAGGCAGGGGAUGCUAAGAUAGUUUUACUUGUCUGGACUUCUCUUGUGCCCUCAGGUUUGAAAUGGCAGGUGAUGGAUGUAUCCAUGCCUUCCAUAGCCUGGGCUCUUCCUGGAACCUUUUUCUUCUCUCUACCUAUUGAGCUCUGCCAGUGCUUCCCACGGCCUUCAGCUUGGAACGGCAGCCUCCUGUCUCAUGCUCUCUUUUCUCCUCGCUGAGCAGAGCAGGACUAGGGACGCGUGAAGCUAAUGAGAUGCAAGCUCCUUUUGGGGUGAGAAAACAUAGAAAUAGACUGUGGCGAGCAGGCCCAGCUGUGGUGAGCCAUUAGCUUAAUUUCUGUUUUCAGAAAGGGAAAGGGAACAUUUCUCCAUGUCUCCCCUUACCAAAGUUCCCAGGGAGAUUUAUGAUACAAAAAACCCAAUCCAGCCCUUUACCAGGUAGGAGCUGUCUCUGAGCUGAGUCUUCCUAGGGAUUUCACUCCCUUUCCCAGCCCCUCUUUGUAGAGGAGGUGUCAGCAGCUCACAGUGUUUGGAGAUGAUCACCCUCUUAGGGAUCUCCCAGCAGAGAGGAAAAGCUUUCUCUGGGUUGCCAUGCUGAAGGAUAGUGUCCCAAGUCCCCCACACUUGUACCCACUUCAGUGGCUGUAAUGUUAGUGAGAACUGCUUGGGGGCAGAUCCUUCUUCCCAGAGAGGUGUAACAAACCUGGAGUAUGUGUCUGGCUAAAUGCUUAUUUGUCCCCUGCCUCCUUUCCUACUUUCUGACAAGACAUUUUCCUCCUUGCCUGGCGCAUCCUUUUACUCCAAUGUCGCUUGCUUUUGCUGCAUUUUUCAAUCGCCCAAUAAUCGUGCAAGAGCUGGGAUCUUAUUUACUUUUUAUACAUAAAUAUAUAAAUAUAAAAGAAAACCCCCCUCCCUUCUUUCCCCCCUUCUUACCCACCACCCCAUGUGUAGCCUGUUCUGAUCUCUGUUCGGAAAGCGAUGUGUUGUAGAGGGUUGAUUUGGGGCUGGGGAUUAGGUGCCUCCUGGCUUCUGUUCUUUCUUGGUUUGCUGUGGCCUUUUUGCCAGCUGUUUCACUGCCCUGUGCCUCUGUCUUCCUAGCGCAAGAGUGGCAGUGGGUGGAGGGGGUGAUCCCAUGGUGCUGAGGGUGCCAGGAGGUUGACUCCAAUGAUGUCUGCAGAGGGCUAGAGGGAUGCUGAGCAUUGUUUCAGAAGUCCCCCUCUCCCUGUCUGUGGUUCCUUCUAUAGAUAACUUGGCAAGUUUAUUUCAUUGUCGCUUUGGGUUUGCGCAAAGAAGUGACUUACUUUUUUAGGUUCCCCCCCCCCCCCCCCCGAGUGCAAUGAGUAUGGCUUCUUUUUGGGGAUGUGGAUGGGAGGAGGUGUUGGCAUCUGUCUCCACCCUCAACCUUUUUUUUCCCCCAUCCUGCAUCCUCUACUUAGCCUCUCUCCCUUUUUAAUGUUGGCCUGUGUCAGACUAACAUGCCUAGGGGGGUUUGUGCCCUUAUCUGUGCAGGGGCAAUAGCCCUGGCACCAACAACUUCCCAGGUGUUCUGCGUAGUGAAUCUAACAUGCCCUGUGUCCUCGCUUAUAAAGUUGUUGAUGAGCCUUGAGUUCUUUUUCCAAAUUUCUCCUUCAAUGAGUGACAGAAGAUGUAGUUAGUUUGAUCCUCCUGUGGUGGUGGGCUGUCCCUGGUGGUUCUUCUGACCCUUCCAGCUUCUGUGUGGUAUGAAAUUAAAUACUUCCAGGACUAUCCAAAAGGACUGUCCUUGGGGUGGGAGUCCUACCUCCUCGGAGGAGUAUUGUGCUUUCAGCUCUUCCCUUCCAAGGACCCACCUGGGAGCCCCAGAGGAGACCGUGCUGGAGGUGGAGUUGUUGGGGAAUGCCCUCAGCCCUUCUGGGCUAAGUGGAGCAGGAGCUGGGAAGGGGGUGAAAAACACAGCAGGAGCUGCGGUGUGGUGAGAGGAAGAGGGAAAGAAGUAAGGUGACAGAAGAGUAGCUAGAUGCAGUAAGUGAUACCAGCUUCAGGAGUGGCUCAAAAAUUGUCUGGUGGGAGGGAAGGGGCCCCGGGACAAGCAGUUGAAAUGGCAGUUCCUUUUGCAGGGCCCUGUUCCAGCAAAUUGCUAGAGCACGUUCUUGACUUCAUUCCUUGUUCAGCCGAGCACUUAAAGCUUGCACUAAAUUUCAGGAGCGUGAUUCGUUGCGUCAGAAGCACUUCAUGGGGCUUUGGGGCCUCAUGCAAAUAGCAGGGCUUUUACUUACUCCAGAGCAGACCCCCAACUGUGCCCAAUUCUGCAGAGGUGCUGUGGGUUUCCUUGUGGAUGAAGGCAGCAGGUGGGUUCUCUGUUGUUCUCUGCCUGUCCUGGAGUAAGUCUGCUGCUGCAUCCAGGCAUACUUCCCGCAAAGGAGGAGGUAGUCUUGGAUCAAGUUCUUAAGCAGAACAAAAAUUUGCCAUGAUAACUUUUUUUUAGGAAAAAAAAAGCUGUUUUUUGGGGGUGGUGGUGUUGUUGUUUUUCCCCCUGGAGCUAAACAACUUGGCAUGUUCUCUUCCCCUCCUGCUCACUUACCCCUGCUGUUAAACCUUGUCUGCUCCUUAAGAAUAGAGAAUACUCUUUUUGGGGGAGUGUGGGGUUUUUUUUUUUUCCCUUCAUUUGUUUUGGGGUAGAAAGUUGUCCAGUGGUGGUGGAGGACAGGGGCCUGCCUCAUCUGUUUCUUCCUUUUACCUUCCCUAGUGCCAAGCUUAGGCUUCAAGUCCUGCAAAUUUCUGCAAAUAUUUAACUUCAAGCAGGCAAGUUACCAUACUGAACUCUGUGGUACUUGGGUGCUCCGGGUUCAGCCUGUGCUUGAGUUUUGGCAGCGUCAGGGCCUUGUUCUUUAUCUAAGAGAAAGUCAGACCUAACUCCUAGAGUGGUAGUGGUCUUGAUGCAACCCAUCUGUCUCUUUAUUUCCCCUCACUUGGCAUACAGAGUGAAGGUGGUGAUUUUUUUUUUAAUUUAAAAUAAACCUAAAUAUGUAUCUUGUAAUUUUUUUUUAUUUUGAAAAAAAUGCAUUUAAUUAAAAAUUGUGCACGGAUGAAUUGUAUAUCUAUAUUUUUUGUCUUGCAAUUUUCAUUUUAAAUAUAGUGUUUGCAUUUUUUUUUUUUUAAUCCAGUUCCCAGCUGGCUAAACUCUGUCUAGAGUGGAUGGGUGGGAGGCAUAGCCACUGGAGGGGUGAUUGAAUCACCCCUUCCUUUGGUGCUUCCCACAGGAAAAUGGUUUGCUCCGGGUUUGGGGGUGGGGGUUGUGCUAAUUACUCUUGUAUUCUUGUACAUUUUGUUCUUUCUGCUGCUCUUGAAUAUUGUAUCAAUGCCAGAAAUGGGGAGUUAAAAAAAAAAAAAAUAACCCCAAUAAAUUGUUACAUUCCAAAACA